CAAUUGUCAGCAGGAGGUGUGUCGUUCCCUGCAUUCAGAAUCAGACCCUAGCGUAUGGAAUCUGAAGAUCAGAUUGUUUUUCUCAUCUUGAGAAAGGUCCUGGGUUCACUCCCUGGUCUCUCCAGCCAAAGAGUUUUGGGUAGGGGGAGUAGAAAAUGCCGGAGGUGUUGGAGAGGUGCUACCAGUCGGAGUGAACAGUGCUGGAUUGGACGGAUCAGUGAAUGAUCUGACUCGGAGUAAGGCAGUUCCUGUUGUCAGCGAAGUGUGCUGAAGUUCACUUCUUUCAGAGACAAGCUGACUUGAAUUAGCUCAGAAACUAUCCUUGGAUGGCCAGUUCUCAGAUCCUGGGCUGAAAGUAGAAUUCCUCCCAUCUCUCUCUGCUUCUUGCACUUACCAGAAUUACUCUGCAAAUGUCACAAGAACAGGAAUAUGGCCCAAGAAACCAACCAUAGCCAAGUGCCUAUGCUUUGUUCCACCGGAUGUGGAUUUUAUGGGAACCCUCGCACAAACGGCAUGUGUUCGGUAUGCUAUAAAGAACAUCUUCAACGGCAGAACGGUAGUAAUGGUAGAAUUAGCCCAUCAGCAACUUCUGUUAGUAGCCUAACUGAGUCUUUACCAGUUCAAUGCACUGAAGGCAGCACCCAAGAAGCACCAUCAACACUAGACUCUACUACACCUGUCCCGCCUAUGCAGCCAAGCCCCGUGUCAAGCCCAUCAUCACUCUUAGCAGAAUCCGUAGCAACAUCUGAAGUGGAAAGCACAGACGUAAUGGACAAAACCGUACCUGAAAGAGAAGAUGUGCAAGAACCGACGUCAGUGGACCUUGCCGAGUCAAUUUCAAUAGACAGUACCGGAGAGGAAUUGUCGAUGGAUAACUCAGACUUACCUGACACUACCAGGGGCUCAGAAACAGAGUGUGAUUAUGACGCGAGCGUAGAAAAUAAUAUAGAUGACCCGGAUUUCCCAGAUGAGAACGCACGCGUGAGAACGAAGAGGCACAAUACAGAUCUAACCCUAAACACAGUAGCUUCAGCAUCAGAUAGCGCAGAGCCUCCCUCUGAAGAAAAAGACAAGUCACUUGACAAACCAAAACAGAAAAAAACUCGCUGCUUCAUGUGCCGGAAGAAGGUUGGUCUUACUGGGUUCGAGUGCCGGUGCGGGAACGUUUAUUGCGGCGUCCACCGUUACUCAGAUGUCCACAGUUGUUCUUACAAUUACAAAGCCGACGCUGCUGAGAAAAUCAGAAAAGAGAACCCUGUAGUUGUCGGCGAAAAGAUCCCGAAGAUUUGAACUGCUCUUCUGGCUGGAAUAUUAAAAAUUUUGACCAUCUGCAGAUGAAAUUGACUUGAGCUUUUUCCUCUUCCCCUCCCACCCCUCAACACCCUUUAGUCAUCAGGAAUGUAGGGACGUGUAUCACGAAUCAUGCAUGUCAUCUGAAAGUCUAGUUUGUUUUUCCCCCUUUUGAACAUGACUGAACACUUAUUAUUGCAGGAUUCCCCCCCCCCACUCCGCCUACAGUAAACUUAAACCUGUGUGCUAUUCACUCAAGUGGUCCUUGGGGUGAUUGGGUGAAUACCAUUGCUAUACAAGUAUUAUCCUUUAAGAUAACGUUUAAUUUUAGUUGAGUGCAGAGGAUUUUUGUAAUACAGACACAGAGAUAUAUCAGAAGUGGGCAGUGCCCCCCCCCCCCGGCAGUUCAAAAACAUGCAUGCAUUAACCUGAACUCUUCCUUUCUUUGUAUAUAGCUUUUCUUUUUUCUCUACGGCACGAUUUCCCUUUUUUUGAUAACGCCUCGUAAGGCACAACUAGCGAUCAGUAACUGAAUGUAUUUUAAUCAUUAAGGCUGCUUGGUUUUUGUUUUGUUUUUCAUUAACAAAGGUUUAUACAUACGUUAUCAUAAUAGCUUGUUUGCACCCACUACCUAUUUAUGUAGGAAUCAUUUGUAAUGAGUGUGUGUGUGCGUGCAUGUGUGCGUGUGCGUGCGUGCGUGUGCUGAGAUUCUAAAGUUUGCGUGGGGUUUUUUUUUCUUCCCCUUUUCAGAAAACUUCUGGAGUUUUUUUGUUUGUUUGUUUUUCCAUGUGCGUGUGUUGGGGGUUGUGUGCACUUCAUUGCCGACUGCAGGUUUCCUUGGGGUUUAUGUUAUCGGGUCUUUAUGUAUGCAACCAUGAAGAAUGAUGAAGUUUAACUGUAUUGUAUUUAUGUUCAUCCACAUCUUUAACUUCGAUUAAAUAAAAAUUUUAAAAACUGGGA
Hemicordylus capensis (graceful crag lizard) is the source of this 2250-nucleotide messenger RNA. It is a transcript of the gene ZFAND6, whose product is annotated as zinc finger AN1-type containing 6. Gene Ontology annotation, molecular function: polyubiquitin modification-dependent protein binding; zinc ion binding; DNA binding. Gene Ontology annotation, biological process: protein targeting to peroxisome. The coding region runs from base 430 to 1290 and encodes 286 amino acids. The transcript has 7 exons. NCBI's taxonomy places the organism in Eukaryota, Metazoa, Chordata, Lepidosauria, Squamata, Cordylidae. The record is from RefSeq and is a predicted model, not a curated record.